This is a messenger RNA of Saccharomycopsis crataegensis, 624 nucleotides long. RefSeq lists its product as uncharacterized. The transcript has 2 exons. Lineage: Eukaryota; Fungi; Ascomycota; Saccharomycetes; Ascoideales; Saccharomycopsidaceae. The coding region runs from base 1 to 624 and encodes 207 amino acids. The record is from RefSeq and is a predicted model, not a curated record.
AUGAGUGAUGUCGAGGAUAUAGAGAAAACCCUUGCUAAGGAGGAGGCAGAACUUAUUAAGGAUAAAGAAAUCGACAGAAUCCUCAAUUGCUUCAAACUUGAUGCUUAUUCGAUUCUAUCACUUCAGCCAGGUUGUUCCCCACAAGAUAUUAAGAGGACUUACCGGAAGAAAUCGCUCUUGAUUCAUCCUGACAAGACCUCGAAUCCUCGAGCCCCCGAUGCGUUUGAUAGUUUGAAAAAAGCCCAAGCGGUGUUGGCUGAUGAUCAACAACGGGGACAAUUGGAUGAGAUCUUUAGUGAUGCGCGACGGGUGUUGAUACGUGAGAAGAAGUGGAGUAUUGAUGACGAUCGUCUCAAAAGUGAUGAUUUCUUGAAAGAAUGGCGGGCAAAGACAAAAGAAUUGUUAAUUGAAGAGGAAUUCUUGAAAAGAAUGGAAAUCAAGCAGAAAUUGGCCAAAGAUGGGGAAGUGAAGAGAAGAAGAGAAGAGGCAUUGGAAAUAAAAGAACGCAAAAGGAAAAGAGACAAAGAAUGGGAAGAUCAUCGUGAUGAACGGGUGAAUAACUGGCAACAUUAUCUUAAAAAGCUGGAGAAAAAAAAGAAGAAGAAGAAGGAUUUGUUAGUAUGA